Entamoeba histolytica HM-1:IMSS is the source of this 647-nucleotide messenger RNA. RefSeq names its product Rab family GTPase. Gene Ontology annotation, cellular component: phagocytic vesicle; late endosome; lysosome. Gene Ontology annotation, biological process: phagosome-lysosome fusion. The transcript is spliced from 2 exons. Bases 1 to 624 code for a protein of 207 amino acids. Lineage: Eukaryota; Evosea; Mastigamoebida; Endamoebidae. Gene Ontology annotation, molecular function: GTPase activity; GTP binding. The record is from RefSeq and is a predicted model, not a curated record.
AUGUCAAAUAAAAAUCACAAGAAAGUUCUGUUAAAAAUGAUUCUCAUUGGUGAUUCUGGAGUUGGAAAGUCUUCUCUCAUGAAUCAGUUUAUUGAAAAGACAUUUACAGCACAAUAUAAAGCAACUAUUGGAGCUGAUUUUCUUACAAAAGAAGUUACAAUUAAUGGAACUGCUACUACACUUCAAAUUUGGGACACUGCUGGACAUGAAAAGUUCAUGAGUUUUGGUGCUGCAUUUUACCGUGGUAGUGAUUGUUGUCUUUUAGUUUUAGAUGUUACAAAUGAAGCUUCCUUCAAAUCACUUGAUACUUGGAAAAAAGAAUUCCUCAAUGGUGCUAAUGUUACUAAUCCUAAUGAUUUCCCUUUUGUUGUUUUAGUCAACAAAAUGGAUGAAGACCCAUCCAAACACGUUGUAUCUGUUUCUGAUGUAAAACAAUGGUGUGAAAAUAACGGUAAUAUUCCUUUGUAUGAAACAUCUGCUAAGACUGGUGCUCAAGUUGAUACUGCUUUCUUAGAUGUUGCCACUAAAGUUGUACAAUCUAUGAAAGAAGUAAACAAUACUCCAUCAGGGAGCAUCAACAUUGAAACAACAUCUCCAGAGAAAAAAGAAGGAGGGUGUUGUUGAUUAAUUUUACAUUUUUCUUAAAG